AUGGCGCACCAAGCCCACAACAUUCCCUGGAGCUCCUUCGCAGCCCAGCUCAAAUGGUCGUCGAAAUAUCAUCCAGGGUCCGGCGACCUGCACUUCCGAGACAAGCCUAACCAAGGGAAAGUCGUCCGCCAUUUCGUGGAAUCAUUCGUCCAGAAUCUACUAGAACACUCCCGUACGACUCGACUCAAAUAUCCCCCAAACUAUAAAGUGCCUUUGGAGGAUGAUCUGAUCCUCGAUGACGAGACGGUGAGAAAAAUCUCGCCGACAAUCUGUCGAAUACGGUCCGACAUAGGCAGGCGCUCGCAUUUCCACGAAACAGCGUGGGAGCACGGGUCUACCGACGAUAAUGACCUCCUUCCUCGUAAGGAGCGACUAGCAUCGGCUUUUCUGCGCCAGUAUCGCCAAAAUCCAUGUUACGAAUUCUUAAUUUACAAUGGAGAUGCCUACUUCAACCUCACCAUCGUUGAAACUCUGAUCUUAUAUGGUGAAAUGGAUGCAGUAUUCCGUGUCACCUCACACCCAGACAUUGGGCUCUCCAAAUGGCGUGAAGUGAGCCAAUGCUAUGAUACGGAUACCGAUAUUGGUUGGAACCGGAUUUACGAGAAGGCUUUGCUGUCAUAUAUCGGUCUCAAUCUCCUCUGCUCUUUCCCAGAACUCUGGGAUCCGGCUUCCGGGGGUGUAGCGAAGGGGGAGUACCUCUACUCGGGUCUCUAUCAGCUCAUUCUUCUUAAUGCCGUGGAAUCGGGUAGCCUCGCAGACGUGGCUAGCUAUCCGCAUCAGCAAUUCUUUGGUAUGAGCAAGGACCAGCUUCUCCAACUGAGAAGCAUUCGCAGGUGCAUAAGCGGAUGCACAAUGACGGCAAGACGGCGUUUCCCGUCGGCGCUCGACGUGCUGUUCAGUCUCGAAGGGCGGCGAUAUAGACCGCAUGCUCCCGAUGUUGAGACUGUCCGACGGAUUCUGUUCGGGUUAGGAUUGCCGAUGGAGGUUAUUCUGGAAAUCAUGAAGUACGCCGAAUAUACGCCGCAGAGGGGGCUUUACCUGGCGAACGACCCCUUGUGUUGGGAAAAUCGGGAUGAGUUGGCUAAGUACUUGACGUACUGCUGGUUGCUUCUUGUGCGGCCCCCGUCAGAAUUCUUGGAUAAGUCUGGUCAUGACCCAGGAGUUCCGAUCACAUGGGUGGCGACCAUCAGGAACAGGAGACGAAAUUCCGGUCUGGACGACAUGACCGCUGCGCCAGUGUCUCUUGCCCCCCUCGAUCCAGUACGUUCGGCUUCACUCCCUCAUCAUAAUUGGGAUGUUCCAGAGUUUGAGCCCGAGAGAGUCCGAGAUGUUGCUUCUGCUAUCCCGCCACCCUCGGCAUUCUCCGUCGCCCAGCGCUGGAACGAAACAAAGCGCAACAUCGGGCGGACCAUCUCCUGCUUCUUUGCCUUUGUCGUGCUCCAUGAGAUGUAUGGCCGCCGAGGAGUGGCUGCGCUUGCUACUAUUUCCUACACAGUCUCAUACAUAGGAAUGUCCCUCCACCCGCCCUUUGGGAUCGUGAUACCGUUGCUGGUGCUCACCGGUUAUGGUAGUGGGCUGAUGAACGGUAGCUGGAACAGCUGGGUUGGAGGGUUGGUAAAUGGCGGCACGGUGUUAGCAUUCCUGCACGGCUGCUGGGGGGCCGGGGCAACCAUCGCUCCACUUGUCGUCUCGGCCUUUGUAUCAAGAGGUCUAAAGUGGUGGGAGUACUACUAUCUCAUGACUGGCCUAGCUGCUUGUGCGGUUGUUUUCACCACUUCCGCUUUCUGGGACGAUGCCGGGAUGAGGCAUACUGUUUCUCGGUCUAGCCGGGCGUACGGUUUCACGCUGGCUGUACUGAAAGACAAGAUAACAUUGCUGCUAUCGGCCUUUAUGCUACUCUACGUCGGCUCGGAGGUCACCAUUGGCGGUUGGCUCUUCACUUUCAUGAUGAACGCCCGCAAGGGCAGUCCAUCUGCCUCUUCUCUCGUGGCGUCGGGCUUUUGGGUGGGUAUUACGGCCAGCCGGUUCGCCUUGGGAUGGGUUACCAGUUACCUCGGCGAAAAGAUAAUGGUUGCUACCUACCUCGUAAUUGCAAUUAGCCUCGAGUUGGCAUUCUGGCUUAGCAAAGAAUUCGUCGUCAGUGCUGUAAUGGCCGCCUUGGUAGGCUUCUUUAUCGGUAUGAUCAUGCCAUCGGGUAUCAGAAUGAUGACGAAGCUACUGCCACCGGAAAAACACAUUGUAUCCGUUGGUUUUGGCACCGCUUUUGCUGUCUCGGGAUCAAGCAUUUUCCCUUUCGCUGUCGGGGCCCUUGCUCAGUUUCGGGGGGUUGAAGUUCUUCAACCCGUAGUCCUUGGCUUGUUUGGCGCGCAGUUACUCCUGUGGCUCGUGGUCGCGAAGAUCGGCGUGCGAAACGAGGUCCACGUCGUAUAA
Molecule: messenger RNA, 2430 nt
Organism: Scedosporium apiospermum
Lineage: Eukaryota; Fungi; Ascomycota; Sordariomycetes; Microascales; Microascaceae
Exons: 11
Coding region: 1-2430 (809 amino acids)
Cellular component (GO): membrane
Molecular function (GO): transmembrane transporter activity
Source: RefSeq, a predicted model, not a curated record